AUGAAGGGUGUAGAUAUUCGUGAAAAAGUUCAAAGGAAGUGGAACAUAGGUAUAUCUAGGUCUAUGACUUAUAGAGCCAAAGGUAUUGCUUCUGAGCACAUUGAUGGGUCCUUUAAGGAACAAUAUAAGAGGGUAUAUGAUUAUGCACAUGAGUUGUUGGGAAGAAAUCAUGAUUCUACAGUUAAAAUGCAUGUUGAGAAUAAUGAGGAUGAGGGUCUACUACUGGCCAUACAAGACUUAUUCCCUGGUGUUGAUCAUAGGUUUUGUGUGAGACACUUAUAUUCAAACUUUAGGAAGAAAUUUCCUGGUAAAAAUCUGAAACGGUUGAUGUGGAGGGCAGCUACUGCCACUCAUCCACAAAAUUGGGGGAGGGAAAUGAUAAACAUUAAAGAUGUCAAUGAAGACGCAUUCAAGCACUUGAUAGCCAUCUCUCCAAGAUAUUGGUCAAGGUCCAGAUUCAGUCCAACACCAAAAUGUGACACAUUGGUCAACAAUAUGAGUGAGGCUUUCAACAGUGUCCUAGUUCAUACCAGGACUGAACCAAUCAUAACAAUGCUGGAAGAAAUCAGGGUGUACAUCAUGCAAAGAUGGGCAAAAAAUAGGUCUAAGAUACAGUCCUUGACAAGAUCAAUUUGUCCAAAGAUCCAGACUAGAUUUACAAAGGAAUCCCAAUCAACCAAGAAGUGGAUUCCUAGCUGGUCAGGAAAAAAAUUGUUUGAAGUCAGACACGUCUCCCAUAGUGGAGACAAAUUUGUUUUCACCUAUGAAGAAACAUAUGCAUCAAUCAUAUAUCACAUCAAUGGCAACAACAUGUGGGACCUAACACCAUAUUCGGAUGUCAUGCAUCCUACCAAAAAAGUUAUGCCUGGAAGACCUAAAAAGAAAAGAAGAUUGGAACAGUGGGAAAUCAAAAAGGAUGAUUCCCGAUUGAGCAAGGCUGGUUUGCGCAAGAGAUGCGGGCUAUGUAGGGAGGUUGGGCACAACAAGAGUCGUUUCCCCAAAGUAACACAACAACCUACCCAUGAAGCUUGUCAUGACGAAGAAGCUCAACCAUAG
Molecule: messenger RNA, 1056 nt
Organism: Vigna umbellata (rice bean)
Lineage: Eukaryota; Viridiplantae; Streptophyta; Magnoliopsida; Fabales; Fabaceae
Source: RefSeq, a predicted model, not a curated record